GCACUCAGCCUUGAUCUUAAGGUAGAUCAUACAAAGUCAGGGUCACUCUCAUAAUGAUGAUUUCCGGGAUCUUGUAGUUAAGCUGUGUUUUAAGUUAUUUACUGUGGACAAACUGGAUUUGUUUGUCAUAUUUUGGAAUAAAUAUUUAAUGACUGUUUCGAAACUGUUAUUUCUGAUCCACAAUGACCAGCAACCAUAAGUCUUCUGGUGAUAACUAUAUGGAUUCAAUGUGUAUAGGAAUCUCAAAAAUCUUGCAUCAGAGUAAUUCUGAUGACAAUCCUUCAUCUGUUAAUGAAUCACGCCCUUCAGUCUCUAAUGAUAUCGAUAGUGACCAGUAUUUUCAAAUUCACGAGGCCUCCCGCAGUACUGGAAUGUUAGAUAUCAACCCGAAAUGUAUGGUGAAGGAUUCUAAACAUGGAAUUCGUCUUUGUAGUCGAAGACGCGGUUCAGAUAUCAGUAAAAAGACUGUCUUUGUCCAACCGCAUGAUGGAAAGUUGUUCAAAGUUGUUUCAAGACACAGUAUGAAGAAAGCAAAACCUCCCGAUAUUAGCAAAGAAGUUGCUCAGUGUCGAGUGUCCCAUAACGAAUACCUUGACUUUUCUAAUAUGAAUCUCCAACAGAUUCCAAACGCGAUUUUCAAAGAUUUACCCUUUAUAAAAGAUUUGUUUCUGUAUGGUAACAAAUUAACCACAUUACCAAGCAGUAUCAGUCAUUUGACAAAUCUAAAACGACUGUUGCUGCAACAAAACUGGUUAACAGCAUCUGGUAUACCAAAUGAAAUAACGAAACUGACUAAUCUGGAACAAUUAGAUCUACGUUACAAUCGUCUGGAUGGUCCUCUUCCUACUUGUAUAUGUGGUUUGUAUAACUUGGAACAUUUACUUCUCACAUACAAUAAAUUAACCCAUAUUGUAGACGAAAUAAAAUAUUUAAAACGCUUAUCUGUAUUGGUUGUAAGCCGUAAUUCGAUUCGACAAGAUUUACCUAGUUCCAUCGGUGAACUAACGAAAUUGGUAAAAUUGGAUUUAUCCUUUAAUCAUAUCACCUUCUUACCUGACAGUAUCGGAAAGUGUACAUCUUUACGCGAUCUAAAUCUUCAACAUAAUCAACUGACAAAACUACCUGAGAGCAUAGGAAAUCUAGUGAACUUAUGUAGAUUGUCUAUCAAGUAUAACCAAUUAGUAGAAAUUCCGGCAAGUUUAGCUAACUGUGUGAAACUUGACGAAUUCAAUGUGGAAAACAAUCAAUUGUCUUCACUUCCCAAUAAUUUGCUACCAUGUUUACAUAAUCUACUAAAUAUCACCCUGUCAAGAAAUUAUUUUACAAACUUUCCCUCUGGUGAUCCACAACAAUUCCAGAUGUGUUAUACUAUCAAUAUGGAUCAUAAUGAAAUUACAAACAUUCCAAAAUCUGUAUUUAGUUUGGCUUCAAAUUUGAUUAAAUUAAAUUUACGUGAUAAUGCAUUAGACAGUUUAAUUGGUCCAGACUUGCACGAAUUAAAAACCUUAGUUGAACUGGAUUUGGGCUCUAACCGUUUAUCAGAAUUACCUACGGAAAUCAAUAAACUUGUUGCUCUUGAAGUACUACGAUUAAACUAUAAUCAGUUAACUUCAUUACCUGAUGAAAUUACACAAUUAUCAAAACUACGUAUUCUGGAUUUGGAAUCAAACUUAUUAGAAUCAUUACCAAAUGAUUUAUCAGGUUUAACAUCAUUACAAGAAUUAAAUGUUCUAUGUAAUAGAUUAAAAACAUUUCCUGCAAGUAUUGGUAGUGAAGGUAAUGAUAGUAGCAUUCAUUUCUUUUUAACGAAAAUUUAUACUUAAUUGCCUAUGCUCAAAAUAAUAGAUCAUACACACUGAAAUGAAUUUCUUAAUUAAUGACCUCUAUGUACCAACUGUACAAAAUUAUUCAGCAUUACUUAAACACAUCAGUUAUCGGUUAUAGAUACAUAUGUAUAUGAUAUUCUCUUCAAAUUAUGUACGGUUCUGUGUUCAUAAAUGUUGAUUUCCAAUAUUCAAUAUAAAAUACACAGAUACGGGAAUAUGUAAUACAAAAGGUGGAAAUUGAUAAAUUUGUUAUUGGAAUGACUGAUAAGUCAUAUAUGUGAAAACUAAUAAUAAUCUCUUCAGUAUAUAGGGUGUUCAUUAUGUCCUGCCUAAAACCGGGCUUUCUAAAAUGGUAAGCUGUAAUCAGUUUAUUUCUUUUAUUAAUAAUUCAGCCUGAAAGUAGAUUAAGACGAAUCCUAAACCUAAUCAUAUAAAACAGUAAAAAGGAAGUAGCUAUAAUAUGAAAUCAAAAUCACUUAUUUACUUAAGAGUGAAUCGAUCUUAUAUGACGAACAAAAUAGUUGGGUAUAGUUUUUUCAAAUACAUAAAUCGAUUUUUCUUUGAGUUCAUUUUUACAACGCCCAUUUUGCAUAAAUUAUAAAACUUAUGAUCCUCAAUAAAAAAUUUCACCCUUGUAAUACAAUGUUUAACCUGAUUUCAUCGAAUUAAUCGAUAAUUUUUACUAGCCAACAUGAUAAACAUUUAUGAGCAUACGAAAAUAAAAUCAACUGAUGACAAACAGUGUUCCAUAAGAGUAGUUAGAAUGAUGCACAAAUAAUAUCUAUCCUAAUCUCACUGUCGGUAAUUUUUCUUCAAAUCGUUUUAUCAUUACUUAUCUGGUGAAGAAACAGUCAGACAAUUUGCAUACAUGAAGUCUGCUUUCAAAUGGUAAAACGUGUAUGUAUAUCUCAGCGAUCAUAUUUACCUUAUGCUAUCGAUCAUUGCGAACCUUCAGCAUUAUAGAAUAUGCACGCACUGAAUCAUGGAUGACUGUCAUUUUUUUUUAAUAAAAAAGACAUUCUGGUGUAGAAUUUCACUUCUUUUCUAAUAGGUCCAAAUCUAUCCUAUUCCUAAAGGUAAUCAUAAUUUAUUAACUUACCAUGUAUUUAAUAGUAGUCAAAUUUUGAAAGCAAUGAUAACUUUGCAAAUUGUUGUACCCAGUCUCGAGAAAAAUUUCAUUUUCUUAGACUGGGACAAUUUAAAAGUUCGGACUAUUUUAUUAGUUUUCAAAAAUGAUUAUUACUGAAACCCAGAGUUCACUUGAGUUUUCUACAAUAACAUUAUAGUCAGUAAUAUAAUAUUAUUACAGUGUUACUGUAUAGUAUUAUUAUAAUAAUCUGUUGAGUAAUUCAACGCUUUAGAGAUAGAUGCUACUCACUCUUCUAAUAUUAAUCAUUGUACAAUAGAUUUCAGUCAAUCUGGGUAUAAAUAUUUCAUAUGUAAGGUAUAGAGCACAUUCUUUACGCUUUAUUAUCCGUUAUACUUUCUAGCUUGCAUUGAAUAGCGUGCAAUUAGAUGCUACUACCACUCACGAGCACCAACUACUGUGACGCCUAAGUUUUUAAUAUCCUGUCGACUACUGUCAACUAUCUAACACUAAUUUACGCUUAACAUAAUAAUAACAUCAGAAGGGUUUUUUGUGAAUUAAAAAAUAACAACAAUUGAUAAUUAUUAAACAAACCACCAAACGUAAUCCGGGUUUUAAAAACCUGGAUAAUGUAUUUUAAAAAAUACCAAUAAUCUGUUAAACAAACCAACAACUGAUUUGAACUAUCAAUAAAGCAAUGUGUUUACAAUAAAAUAUGAAAUAUACUUUUAAGGAAUGGACUUGUUGGCGAAAUCAAUUUUAGAAUACUUUGAAAAGUUAAAGAACACUCGGAAACUCCAAGAAUUAAGACUCAAACAAAUUUGAAUAUGUACAUUUACAUUUUUGGAACAUUAAAUGACUCGGAUGAUUGGAUGCAUAUUUUUCUUAAAGAAUAUCUCCUAUUAGAUUUAAAAUUGCCAUUACAACAUAUAUCUCUAAUAACCAUUUAUCUUCCCACUAUUUAUCUAUCGUUUAUUUUCUUGUUUCGCUUUACAUCCCCGUAGACAACUUACCAAAUUGAAAGUGA
This is a messenger RNA of Schistosoma rodhaini, 3940 nucleotides long. The record is from the annotation of a GenBank genome assembly. Lineage: Eukaryota; Metazoa; Platyhelminthes; Trematoda; Strigeidida; Schistosomatidae.